CAUUUUGAUAUAUUCGUGUAUUUCGGCGUAAUGCAUUUGAAUGAAUAUUUUAAUAAAAUACACUAGUUUAAAGGGCGAAAAAGUGUUAAAAAUGUUAUUGAAAGGUGCAGAAACAAAAAGAGURAAAAAGUUGUUUCGAAAUGUUAAUAGUUUGAGUAAAAAGUGUGUUUAAAGAAAAGGACCGUAUCGCAAGUGAAAAAUUUUCAGACGACUACAUAAAAAUUUGUUCGUGUCCCGAAAGCCAAGCGUUUCUUCGGUCUCGUGUAUUCCACUCAUAUAAAGGAAAAAAGAAAAUCGAAAAUUUCCAACUUUCCCCGUGAAAAACUGUGAAAAAAUUCAAARACUUUAAUAGCGUAAUGAUUAUAGAAAAUCUAGAAACCUAUUACAGGAAUGGGAUGGUUGAAAGUGAGCAAAAUAUAGCAGUGUAUUUGAGUUGGUUUUGAAAAAUUGAAACUGUUUAUGUGAAAGUGAUUACUACUAAUGGAUAUGAAGAGUUUUGCAAUCGUUUUUAAACACUUCAUAUUCCAAUAGUUUAAACGAGCAAAGAUAGGCAGGUGCGGCUAGAUACAAAGUUUGCCUGCCAUUAAAUAUAUCAUACAAUUGUUGGAUUAUUUCAAUGAAUCGUCUGCGCAAACAUUAAUUGCCGAACAGCCUCCGGGUGGAGUCCUCGUCAUAAGUUUGAUAUAGCUUGGAGUAUAGAACUUGGAAGAGGGGUUUACACUACCCUCGUUUCCACAUUAAUUGCAAAAUUAAGUAGAGAAUAAAAGUAGUUGGUGCCGACAUUACGCACUAAUAAAAGUCAUCGACGAAUUGAAAAGUGAAAAAGAAGCAGACGAAAUAAAUGCAAGGCAUAGACAGAAUAAGCAAAAGAAAAGAAACUCGUUGUGUUUUCUUUUUAAUACAACGUUCGCAGUAUAAUCGCUUGGCAGAAGUGAAGCAAUCAUCGAAGGUGGUCAUCGUAGCUGUAUGGUAAUUGUUAUUGCAAUCGUCACUGUGUACUUAUUUAUGUCUCCCUCACACCUAUUGGCGAGUAAUGGUAAAAAAGCCGCAUGCGAGUAGGAUACAUAGAAAGUGAGUAGGGAACAACGAAAAACAAAACAAAGUACGCAAAGAACAGAAACAGAUAUUAAAGUCAAAAACGACGAAUAAUAGGAAGAAGCAGAUUGUGAAAAGUAAAGCAAGACAAWGCAAAGUAAAAACAGAGCUGUUGUCUUAUUCGAAAUGUUUUUGUAUUGAAUUGGUGAAAAUCGCUGGUGAAAAAUCAUGAGUGUAUCGUGAAUACAACCAAACGAAGAAGUGACAAAGUGGAAGGGAAAAGCCGUAUACAGAUUGUUGGUGAUUAUUCGGACAGUUUUUGUUACACAUCUUUUCAGCACAAACACCGUAGAACAGCAUUGCACUGUAAACUCUACACUUUCGGAAAUUUUGCCUACUUAAAGGAAUAUUAAUUUUACAGUGUUUUCUGCUUCAAGAUUUGGACAUAUAUAAUUUUAUGCGCGACGUUGCAGUGAUGAUAUAAAUGCAUAACUCAGCAGUGCAGUUGCAGCGGCCGUUGACGGAAACUAGAAGCCUCUUACAACAGCAACUGCAAAAAUUAUAUACACCUGGGAUUGAGUCAAAUAAGUAAUGAAUGAGAAAAUAAAAUCACCCUCUGGGCAGGGUGGUGCCGCUGGCGGAGGAGGGGUAGGCCCACCAACCGGACCCAGUGGUCCAGUUGGAUCUGGCAGUACUGGCAGUAGCGGUAAUGGUGGGCCAGGUGCUGGUGUCCCCGGUGGUCCAACUCCACUUAAUUCAGCCAUAGGCGGUGGUCCACCCAGUGGUGGUCCACCGGCGCCUAAUAACGGUAAUGAUCCACAACAACAUACAAUUCCGCAUUCAUAUGGACCACCUGGCAGUGAUCCAGUUGCUGCAAUAUCACAUUAUCAUAUGCAUCAACAGCAGCAUCCACAACAACACUUGUCUCACCAGCAGAGUGGCCCCGGAGGCCCUGGAGUCCCACAAAACCCCGGUGAGCAUCCACAAAAAGACGAAUACGGUCAAGGUCCUUUGGGUGGACCGCCACCUCCACCUACUGGUGGACACCAUCCCGUUUACGGACGAUAUCAUCAUCCAGAUCCAAAUAUUGAUCCAUACCGCUAUGGGCAUUCGCCUAUGCAACAGCCACCUCCUGGAGGCAAACCGCAACAACAACCGGGACCGCCGUCUGGACCGGGUGGCGGUAUAGCCUCUCCCAGUCGACCACCACAGCAAAGAUAUAUUCCCGGGCAGCCACCGCAAGGUCCUACCCCCACAUUAAAUUCUUUAUUACAAUCGUCACAUCCACCGCCGCCACCACAACAUCGUUAUGCAAAUAGUUAUGAUCCRCAACAACAGCAGCAACAAGUGGCGCAACAGCAACAACAAGGCGGACCACAUGGACCGCCGCCUCCACCACAUCAACCAUAUGGAGCGCAACAAGGAUGGGCGCCACCACCACGUCCAUAUAGCCCACAAUUAGGACCGUCGCAGGCCUAUCGAACGCCACCACCG
Molecule: messenger RNA, 2529 nt
Organism: Bactrocera latifrons
Lineage: Eukaryota; Metazoa; Arthropoda; Insecta; Diptera; Tephritidae
Product: trithorax group protein osa-like
Source: RefSeq, a predicted model, not a curated record